Messenger RNA from Puccinia graminis f. sp. tritici CRL 75-36-700-3, 1738 nucleotides. RefSeq names its product chitin deacetylase. Gene Ontology annotation, molecular function: chitin deacetylase activity. Lineage: Eukaryota; Fungi; Basidiomycota; Pucciniomycetes; Pucciniales; Pucciniaceae. The transcript has 6 exons. The record is from RefSeq and is a predicted model, not a curated record. Gene Ontology annotation, biological process: carbohydrate metabolic process. The coding region runs from base 243 to 1658 and encodes 471 amino acids. Gene Ontology annotation, cellular component: membrane.
AAUUUCCCAAGCAGCCCUUUCUCAUUCUUCCUUAUCAUCAUUACUAUACAUUAUACAUACUUAACACGGGACGCAGUGUUCCUCUCCUCAUAGUCCGGCUUCAAGUCUCUCUUUCUCCCUGCCUCUCUUAGUCUCCCGCUGACUUGCAUUCUACGGAACCUCGCAAAGCAAAAUUCUAACCCAACUCUCCAAACCACGCUCCUAUCAGUUCAUUCUUUGUUACCCCUUCAUAUCACGUCUUGAUGGUUUCAUCCGACUCCAAAGCUACCGCCGUAGCUUUUAACCGCCGGAUCACCUCGAAGUUGAUCCUCGUCACUCUUUGCAGCUCCUUCGUCACUAGCACAGCGGCUCACGAAUCUCAUGAGUUUUGGGGUCGUCAAGCCCCUGCUGCACCAGUUUCAUCUGCUGUAGCUGCUUUGCCUACAACAAUGCCGGUGCCAACCCCCGUCACUUCUUCACCGGGAGAUCUUCAAACGUUAAACUAUCCUCCAAUUAUGAAAUCCAUGGCUCCUUCAACCAUGACUGCCCUUCCGGCCACUUACACUGCGGGAACCGCCUCUCCUAUUCGUGGCGCUCCUCCGCUACCUUCAACUAAUUUGAACGUUGCGUUGUAUCCAGCAUUGGAUCGUCUUCCUCCUCUAGAUUCUCCAUUAGUCAAAGAAUGGAUGAGCAAAAUUGAUUGGAGCAAGGCCCCAACGAGCAAUCCUACCGGCUUAGGUGGCUGUAUGAACGCCACCAACGCAGAUGCCGUAGCCAAGUCCGGGAAAGACGAGAACUGCUGGUGGACCUGUGGUGGCUGCACGCGACCCACAGAUAUCGUCUCCUGCCCCGACAAGGCCACCUGGGGUGCUAGUUUUGACGAUGGGCCCUCGCCCGACACCCCGACUUUGUUGAACUACUUGGACCAACAAAAGCUUAAGACCACGUUCUUCGUGGUUGGAUCAAGAGUUCUCAGUCGACCCGCAAUGUUGCAAUACGAGUACCAAUCAGGACAUCAGAUAUCCGUCCACACUUGGUCCCAUCCUUACCUAACCACCCUCUCCAAUGUGGAGAUUGUCGCGGAGCUUGGUUGGUCAAAGAAAGUGAUCAAAGAUGUUCUGGGUGUUACACCUAACACCAUGCGUCCUCCUUACGGUGAUAUCGAUGACCGGGUGCGCUUUAUUGCCAUGUCAAUGGGGCUAACUCCUAUCAUCUGGACAACUGCACCUUCUGGACAAACCUUUGAUACCCAGGAUUGGAAAAUCUCCACUGGGAUCGUCACCCCCGCUCAAGUUUUGAAAAAUUUCCAAUCUAUCAUUGCCGGAGCUCCAGACCUUCCCCAAGGGUUCAUUGUGUUGGCACACGAUCUCUACCCUCAAAGUGUUGCGCUUGCUGUGGAGUUUGUUUUACCAGCAGCAAUCGCUGCUGGAAACUUGACCAUCGAGCCGAUCAUCACCUGUUUGGGCAAGCCUCUCUCCGAGGGCUACAUCGAAACCGCAAACGGUGGCAACGCUUCUUCAUCCCCAACUUCCAGACGCGAAACCUCUCAAACCUCAGUCAACGCGCCUUCAAAGGCUGCUAACGCUGCCAAACCUUCGAUCUCUAUUAGCUCUCAAAACACCCGAGACUUAGUUAUUUUUGUUUCUGCAGCCGCAUUAGCUAUACUUAAUGUAUACUAAACUCAACGAGUUUACUUGACGCAUUUUUUAUAUCUUAUCUUAUUUCAUUUGUUUUUUUUCUUCGCAUCUGUCAAAGCCAG